CAACAUCUUUACAUCAUUCGAUAUCACAUCAUAUCUCAGGGGUUUAAAAGGACCGAAUUGACGACCUGCUUUAUAUGAAUGAUUCAUUGAAUGUCUAAUCAUAUCCAAUUGGUACUUGCAUGAGGACAAUUCCUCUUAUAAAGCAGCAAUUGGUUCUCAAAUCCUCGCUUAUUAGCCAUUGACAGACGUCAUACUCAAUACUCAUCAUUCCUUAAUACUCUACACCCCUUGUACGCCAUCAGUAGAAACUGGGCUCACACCCAAUGGCCUCUAUAAACGACCUCGCGACUGCCGCGACUAUAGCAUCAUCAGCCGUCGCGCUACAAUCAUCACCGGAUAGUAAUCAAGAAAGCCCUCGUCCUGCAGAAUCUUCUACUGCAGCCCCUACCACAACCACCACUACCACAUCCCCUCCCCCUCCAGAUCUAACCCAGACCGAAGUAGCAGCUCUACUCGCCGCCACAGGGUCACGCCCCACAACCGCGAAAACAGACGCGGAUGACACCAAAGACGGCGACUCAAUCACCGUCGCGACAGGCGCGCCACCAGUCCUAGCCCCGCCUCAAAUCGCGCCACCACAGAGCGCGUCCCAAGCACAAGCGCAGAUUCCGGCACCCCCUCCACCUGCAGCCCCUCGUGCCGCGUCUGCUGAGCCCAAAGAUGAGAACGGGGGGUUAGAAGGUAGUAGUAAGGGAACUGCUACCAGUGAUGGAGACGCAAUGGAUGGCGUAGAGGAAACGAGCAAGGAGAGGACGAAACCGGUCCGUGGCGCGCUGGUCGUGUUUGAGGGCAUGGAUCGUGCGGGGAAGACGACACAGGCGAAGUUGUUGCAGCAGAGGUGUGUCGAGAGUGGGAGGGAGGUUCGGUUUAUGCGGUUUCCUGAUAGGACAACGCCUAUAGGUCGCAUGAUCGAUGCGUACCUUAAGGGUGAGACGGAGGUCGAGGAUCAUGUUAUUCACUUGCUAUUUAGUGCGAAUAGGUGGGAGGCUGUCAAGAAAAUCAAGACGGAGCUCGAAGCCGGUCACACUAUUAUCUGCGAUCGCUUCUACCACAGCGGCAUCGUAUACAGCGCUGCGAAGGAGAUUAAAGACCUAUCUCUAUCCUGGGCUAAGGCGCCUGAGGUCGGCUUACCCCGCCCAGAUAUGGUAUUGUUCCUAGAUUUAGAAGAGGAAGUUGCGCGGAAGCGCGGCGGUUGGGGUGGUGAGGUAUAUGAGAAGGGCGAGAUGCAACGUCGCGUCAGGGACUUAUUCUGGGGCCUUAGUAUGGGUGACCUUGGUAGUGCCGGGGUGAACAGCAGUGCUAAAGCAAUGAGGAGACGAACUGACGGAGAAAGAUUUGGGAACGGACUAAAUGACACUAAUGAGGAGGGUGAGUUUAGGCAGGAGGAAGAAGAUAUCCAGAUUGUGGAUGCGAACCUCGACGUCGAGAGUUUAUCUGAGAAGGUGUGGGAACACGUUUUACCUAGGUUAGAGGCGGUUGAAAGGGGAGAGGUUGGAAAGACGGUGAGGAUAGUGCGGUAAAUCUAUACCUCCACAGCGUUGAAAAUAACACAGCAUGAUAAGUAAUCCUCAUUCUUAUAUAUAUCACUAAUGAAGAGAUGAGAGAAAUAAUCAUGAUUGGAUGACCUUUUUGGUAUACCCCCUCCGCCGGUUGAACCUAUACGAGUGGAAACGAGACUCGGUUUGUAUCCCCGAAUAACCUCAUGUACUCACUACGAUGAUCAGGGCCAGGACGCGUUUUCUGCAGCUUCAAGUUCACAG
Messenger RNA from Hypoxylon trugodes, 1760 nucleotides. Its product is annotated as thymidylate kinase-domain-containing protein. The record is from RefSeq and is a predicted model, not a curated record. Gene Ontology annotation, biological process: dTDP biosynthetic process; dTTP biosynthetic process; dUDP biosynthetic process. NCBI's taxonomy places the organism in Eukaryota, Fungi, Ascomycota, Sordariomycetes, Xylariales, Hypoxylaceae. Gene Ontology annotation, molecular function: dTMP kinase activity; ATP binding. Bases 264 to 1520 code for a protein of 418 amino acids. The transcript is spliced from 3 exons. Gene Ontology annotation, cellular component: nucleus; cytosol; cytoplasm.